AAUUGUUUCCGAGAGCAAUCUGCAUCUGCUGCUCGCUGUGGCCAUUCCCAAACCAAGGCGAUCGCCAUCGGGUGAUAAAAGAAGAGUCUUUCAAUGCUGACAUCCAAAGGUCGAUAAAUGCAGGCCGCGUUGUCGAGUUUGUAUUCGGGGGUUACGACAGGAAAUUGGACAGGAGAAUUUCCCAACUCUGUAUUGUGCCUUGAUGUGCAGACCUUAUGCCGUGAUGGAGUGUUGCUCACGUUGGCGCUAACUUGCCGUAUCUUCUCCGCUGGAGUCGCUGCCGGCAAGGAUGAUGACCAACCAUGUUCUCCCAGCAAGGACGUGCUCAGGUGUUUCUUCUUCGAUCACGUAACACCGCAGCAAUGGCUGGUUUCUUUCCUUAGUUCCAAUGAUCGAUACGUGAAGUACUCAGCAUGCAAGACCUUCCAGCAGAUCCUGGUACAUGCCUCGCAACGUACAGGUGUGUUCCAAUCUUGGCUGAAUGCCUUCUUCAGCUUCCUGGCUGAGCAAAUAUCUGCCGCUGAGAAGCAUCCUACUUUUCAAGACGAUGAACCCGUGGCAGUGCUGCUUGAAUGCCUGGUCGAUAUUCUGCAGUGGAUACACGACUCAUCACAGGCUGCCAGUCAUCUCUCAGAUGUAGUCGUGAUCACUCUGUGUUCACACACGUCUAUCCUGUGGCCUGGUUGUGAGCAGCUGCAGGCCCAUCAUCUUACUGAUGCUACCCUGGCAAGUCGGCUUCUCGUUGUUUCGUCGAUGCUGUCCCUUGUCACCCAUCAUCACCCAGCUCAGCGUGAUCAUGGUGCCAGUGACAAUAGGUCAGAUGCUAUUGCAAGCCGUAGUACCGCAAACGUCUCCCCGAGUGCUGAGCUGCUGUGCAAAUGGCUCAUGACAUCAGUGGCCAUGGACGUGUGUGUGAUUGUCAAGCAUCUUUGUGGGGAAACAGCGCCGUUCAUCUCUCUGUCACGCUGCAUUUCCUACCUUAGGCGUGUUUUUAGCCAGCGCUGUAUUUACUCAACGUCACUGCCAAGCUUGUUCACAUCAGCGGAGAAAUCUUUCCAGUUUGUAUGUGAUACACUGGUGACUGCGAUAACACUCACGUUAUGGUACGGUCAAGCACACAUCACAUCUCAGGGCCCCGGCUCCUGUACGCCGUCCUUUGUGUCGCCAUUCAAUCCAUCCGAUCAGCGUGCGUCGGUCCUGCUCCUACUGCGGGGUCUGCACAGUCUUCUGGACUGCGCUCACACAGCAAAGUUUGACUUUGUUCAGAAACUGCUCGAACUGCCUGAUGUUUCUACCAAGCUACUGGAGUUCAAUGACACCUGCAUGGUGUGCAGUAUGACGUCAAUGUUUGCAGAAGACGAUGAAGACCUGUUUGAAGCCUGGUCGUUGAUGCAGUCAGUGUUCUCUACCUGGCAGGAUACCCACUUACGGAGCUCCUACCCAGCCGUGGACACAGUGGUUGCAGCGUUUCACCCAGGACGCCUGUUUAUGCAUAUUGCUCACGCCGUAUCAUGCGAUCACCUGGUUUUUAUUGACUGGCUUGUAUCAGAUGAGACCUGCUGCCUGUCCUACUUUGAACUCUACUUGCGAUAUGUUAUCAAGUCUUCCAAGGCAAACUCAGGUCUGGCUGAUGCAAGCAAUAGCUGCAGUAUUCAUCCUGGAGCCAUGGCACUCUCAAGCUCACCCGAGUCCCCACCGAAUGACCAGGAUAUGGAUCCACUGGAUUCUCUGUUCGCUCGCGAUAACAACCCGUUCAGGGCUGCUCUUUUUCAAGCUACUUCCUCAGCUGCUGCCUCUGCUGCUGCUACUACUACUGCUGCUGCUUGUGAUGGUUCUGAUGCUUCACGGUCAAGUGCUGUCACUGCACCGAGGCUGGCUGGGUUAGUAGCAUACAGCUCCAGUGAAGAUGAAGAAAGUGAUGAUGAGCUUGAGAGCAGUGACGUUGGUCACCGUAUGGAUACGGUGUGCCAUACCCACGGGCAUAUGGACGCAGGCUCGCUUCCACUUGCAUUUGCCAUGGCCAGUGCUGCUGUUGAGUCAGCUCCCACACUCCUAUCUGAUCCCACCGAUCCCUGUGUUGCAUCAUGCACUGGUCUUACUUGCCCUGUUUUCCCGCUCUCAGCUAGCAGUCAUGGAUCCAGCCCAUGCCUUUCCAACAGACAAGGGCCCGCUACUGCUGCUGCUGUUGAUGAUGAUGGUGGUGGUGGUGGUGUCGGCAGUGGUGCUGAGUGUGCUGCGUGUGCGGCGAUUGGGCACGAAGAGUUGCACACGUUCACCGUCAGGCUGUCUCUUCUGCUGGACCGGCUCCAGCAGAAAGCUUUACUUCCAUUUGAUGGCGUAGAGCUAUUGAACUCCCUGACAGAAGUUGAAGACAUAUUCGAGUCUCACCGGUAUACCGCAAACUGAUGUCCCCUCACUCACAUCCCUACACUGCAGCUCCCACUCUCAUAGUGGGUGUAGCAGCUACAAUAUAGACUACAGGUAAUAUUAUUGUAUGCAACAAGUGCACUUGUUCACAAGAUUUCCUAUGAUCAACAUAAUUGUUUUCUCAGAUUGGA
This is a messenger RNA of Sycon ciliatum, 2558 nucleotides long. RefSeq lists its product as uncharacterized. The transcript is spliced from 8 exons. NCBI's taxonomy places the organism in Eukaryota, Metazoa, Porifera, Calcarea, Leucosolenida, Sycettidae. The coding region runs from base 118 to 2406 and encodes 762 amino acids. The record is from RefSeq and is a predicted model, not a curated record.